AUGAGAAACGGAAAGUUAGUAGGACUUGGACGCACAAGUAGUGGAAUGUCGAUUCUUGGCAUCCUACUUCAGGUGAUUCUUAGUUAUAUUGCACCAUCCAGUGGAGAUCCAUACUGCAAUGAGCCGUUGGUGAUCUCGGAGAGUUCGACCUUUCAAUCGCCCUCAAGACGGGGGUCAAAUUAUCAGCCUUCAAAUGGAAAACUUUUCAACUCAAAUGUAUGGUGUGCCGCUGAGCCUGCCGCUGACCAGUACUUACAGGUUAACUUUAAAAGCGUAAAGAUGAUUGAAUCCAUUGCAAUUCAAGGCAACCCGAAUGAAAAUGAAUUCGUCAAGUAUUUCACUUUAAGGUAUUCACAUGACAAUGUGAAAUGGCUGUGGUACGAAGAACCAAAAGGAAUUGGGCGUGUGUUCAAAGGAAGCGUAAACAGAGAAUUGGUUGCAAGGAAUACAUUGGAAAGGGUUCUUGCUGCACAAUAUGUCCGCUUUUAUCCCAAAACUUGGUACGGCAGUGUUUGUAUGAGAGUGGAGCUUUAUGGAUGUGAAGCAAAUCCUUUCACGCCGCUUGGUAUGGCUAAUGGUGAAAUCCAAAAUGGAGCAAUAAAGGCUUCUUCGCAUCAUGCAUCCCCACACCUCCCCCCUCAUUACGGUCGUCUCCAUGGUAUUAUCCUAGAAGGGUAUCAGGCCUGGGGAAGCGCUCAUGAUCAAGUUAACCAAGAACAAUGGUUAGAAAUCGGUUUGAUUGAUAUAAAGUGGAUCUCGGGGGUGGCCACACAAGGUCGACAUAAUGUAGCACAGUGGGUUACUUCCUAUUCGCUAAUAUACGGCAACAGCCAUGGGCAAUGGACCACUUAUAAACAUGAUGGAAGCAACAAGUUGAUUGGUAAUAACGAUGCAGACACUGUAGUACGUCAUCAGAUCAUCCCAGCAAUCUUUGCGCGUUACGUUAGGUUCGUGCCCGUCACGUGGCAUUCCCAUAUAUCAAUGMGAGUCGAGGUGUAUACAUUUGGAAAAGCUUCUCCUGCCGAUCUUGGAAUUGACUUUGAGCGUCAAGAAAUGCCGAACAGUGGAUUAACAGCAUCAUCGAGCUGGACAGGUCGACAACCAUAUAUGGCACGGCUUAAUUACCCCGGGAUAUACCCAUGGUGCAGCAACCACACGAAUCAUAAUCUUCGCCACGAAUGGCUCCAAUUUGAUUUUGGUUGCGUGAUGCUUGUCACGGGUAUUGUCACGCAAGGUGCAAGAAAUGGAGGCACAGAAAGGAAGGUCACACGAUACCAGGUGUCAUUUAGCGAAGAUAACAAAACAUGGAGAUUUUAUUUAGAUGAAAAAACUCAUCAGAAUAAGACGUUUGAAGGAAACAAAGAUAUCAGUGGGUAUGUAACCCAUCACUUCCGUGACGACAUUGAGGCUCAAUAUCUCAGGAUUCACAUCAUGGCUUAUGAGCCCACUGGCUCGGUACCCUGCAUGAGAGCGUCGGUUCUCGGACGAAGAAAUGGACCCCUGUGUGCCCCAGUCUUCAUGGAUUCCAGUCCAUCUGUCGUCAUUGGUUACGAAGGUGAUAACGUCACUCUGAACUGCAAUGCUAUUGGUGCAUUAACUAUGAAGUUUAAUUGGUACUUUAAGAAAAAUAAGAUGAAUAAUGCACCCAAGGUAUAUGUCUACAAUAAAGUAACGAAGCAAAGAGCUGGCAAACACACUUGUCAGGUUUCCAAUUCAGUACAAGCUAGCGAAAAAGUAGUUUAUCUGAAAAUAAAAGACUCAACAGCGGUUUGUGAAGACUACAGAACUCUGUACGUAGCCAAUGCAUUAAAAUCUGUAGAAACAAAGGCAAACGACCAAAAUCUCAAUCACGAGAUCGAUGAAGAUGUGUGGUACAGAUUUAAAGACACUGAAGGCAAUGACUAUCGCCUAGCAACCACAUGUGUACCCCAAAACCACUGUGGCGCAGAAAUAACAG
Molecule: messenger RNA, 1957 nt
Organism: Exaiptasia diaphana
Lineage: Eukaryota; Metazoa; Cnidaria; Anthozoa; Actiniaria; Aiptasiidae
Source: RefSeq, a predicted model, not a curated record